Messenger RNA from Labeo rohita (rohu), 9260 nucleotides. RefSeq names its product mesothelin a (gene mslna). Gene Ontology annotation, cellular component: cell surface. Gene Ontology annotation, biological process: cell-matrix adhesion. The coding region runs from base 72 to 8798 and encodes 2908 amino acids. Lineage: Eukaryota; Metazoa; Chordata; Actinopteri; Cypriniformes; Cyprinidae. The record is from RefSeq and is a predicted model, not a curated record. The transcript has 77 exons.
AGUGCACCUGCUAAGCUGCCUGACAGACACACAGAUACUCCUGCGACAGGAUCAGGGGUGUCAGUGUGAAAAUGGCGCACUUUCAGCUUUCUGCGCUUAUUGCUUUAGGUUUCGUCACACUGAUAAACGGCCAGUGUCUGGUGGAUUAUCAAAAUGGCAUAGUUUCCAAUAAUGGCUCCACAUGCACUUCAUUCUCACAGUCAGUGUUCAACAACACUCUCACUUGCUCCGGGAUACAACAAUCAGACUCAUCGCAGGGAAAUCUCAAAAAUCUCAAAGCAUUCACUGACGCUGCCUUUGAUUUGUACACAUUGCUGAGAUCUAGACUUGACGUUAGUAAGGUCGUGCAAAACAUAAAUCAAGCGAGGGCGGAAGUCUCAGUAGUGGGUUCACUGAGUGAUCUGAAUUUUACGGGGCUCUGGUUCCAAGUGAAGCUCAAUCCAUACCUGUCAUCACUGUCCAGAGACACGCUGUCCUGUCUGAGUCAAAGCAACCUCGUCUGCAAAAGCUUCCAACAACUAGUGAGUGAUCUAAGCUUCCAUAUUGGUUCUGAAAGGCAAAAGAUGGUGUAUCAGAACUUCAUAAAGCCUUUUCUGACAAGAAAUACAGCUGACGUUGGCUGUGUGAACAGUACAGUCAACGUUCGGGACUGGUUUCAGCUGUACUUCCAGAAGUUCUCUGCUAGCGCAGCUCUAGGAGAUUUCAUAGCUCUGAAUCCCAACUUUGAUGGGCUGCUUGUCCUAGAUUUGCUCACCCCAGAGCAGAAAGCUGAGCUGAUCUUUCAGCUGGAAGCAUCUGCUAAACUAGACCUCAGUGACAUCACUCAGAUUUUCCAGAGUUUCCUGCAGCCGCUCACUAACGUAACACUUAACAUCACCAGUGUGAGUUCAAAUGGACUUGAAAAGAAUCUCACCGAUUUCCUGGUUUCUUUGAGACCAUUGGGAAGAUUCAUCAGAUCAUGUGUGAUCAUUUCUCAGACGACAAAUGUCAGCAGUAUCAGAAAUGAAACGAUACAGCUUCUGGUGAACUGGACCGAGACCUAUGUCACCCAGACCUUAAUAAAUACUUUCAACAUCAGCAGCUUCAGUGAUUGGUUCCAGUAUGUGGUUCUUCCCAUAGUGAGGAAAGCUCUGCUAACUAACCAGACUUUGGCAGAGAACACCACAGAAAUAUACAACUAUGUUUUUGCUGCAGAAACUCAAAUCACAGACCCUGUCGACAAUUGUAAAGUCACCAGCAAUAACAGUUCCUGUUCUACAUCACAGGCUGAAGAGAAUCUGGCGAAAGUGAUAAACUGUGUCGCUAAGACAAAUCUGAGCUUCACUGAGGAAAACCUGAAACUUCUGAUUGCUGAACUCUCCAGUUCACUACAGACAUUGAUGGAGCAGUCUAAAGUGGCGACCAACUCAUCUCAAAGCAACCUCACAGGCUCAUUUGCAGAACUGCCAGCAGAAAGCUUCACAUCUAGAAAUCUUGAUGAUGCAGAGUUCAUGAGGUUCUGGUUCCAAAUCAAGAUGAAGCCAAUGCUGCCUCAAAUUCCACGUGAAUUCCUGUCUUGCAUCAACACACGUAGCUUCACCUGUCAAGCCUACAGGGCACUUUAUGUGGAGCUAAAUAAUAAUUUUGGACUAAUGGACAGUGCGACACAGAGAUCUGUCCUCAAUGACUUCAUUCUUCCAUUCCUGUUCAAAAAUCAAAACACAGGUGUCGGAUGCACGUUGCCAUUUAACAACAGUGUGGACUUCAUCCUGCAAAACUUUGGCAAUUUCUCUACGCUGGCACUGCUUCAGGAUUUUUCCACUUUCAGCCGCAAUUUUUCAGCUGUGGAUGCUCUUCCUGUUCUCACACUGGCGCAACUGGGUGAACUGGUGUUCAGUCCUCCUGCUAGACCAGAAGACAGAGGAAACAUCCUCACAAGAGUCUUUGACUUCCUUCUUCAAUCCUCCAACAGAGACAAACUAAAGGGCUUCAUCCCUUCUCUUCAGACACAGGCCAGAAAGGCAAACUUCAGUUGUGAAAACUACAGAGUCAUCUUUGACAGGAUGGAUCAGGCAUUAUCACCACUCGCUCCAAACCAGACUGAAGCGCUGCUGACGAUCAGAGACUCAGUGAUGAUGAUUCCUCCUGAUGAGUGCAUCGAGAGAACAGCCCAAUGCACAACAAUUCCUGUAAAUGAGUCUGUCCUCUGUGCAAAUGUCAGCAGCUCUGCUUUGGAUCAGUUCUUGAGCGGAACGGCUCCAAAUACAACAGGAAUUUGUGACUUUACUGUGUUGCAGUUCGCCUGUCUACCAACGCUGUCACAGUUAAACUCUCAACAAGUGGCUGACCUGUUGGCUUGUAAACUGUCCAGCAAUGUGACAAAAGAGACGUGGAAGCUUUUCUUCACCAAAAUCAGCACAAACCUUGAUGAUGCACUUGUGAAAUUUUCCAACAAGACUCUCAAUGAAAGCAGUGUGGCUCUAUCCGAUGUGCUGGAUGUGAUUGCUGACGCCCGCAUUAGUCGAUUUAGUCCCCAGAGACUGAGAGAUCCCGUCUUCAUUCAGUCAUGGUUCCAGGGGCGACUAAAAGCCUUCCUACCAUCGGUAUCUCAAAGACUCCUGUCCUGCUUCAGCACCAGAAACUUCACCUGUGAAAGUUACCGCACUAUUUAUGUGGAGCUAAAUAGUAAAUUUGGACUGAUGGACAGUGCGACACAGAGAUUUGUCCUAAAUGAAUUCAUUCGUCCAUUCCUGUCAAGACAAUACAACACAGGUGUCCAGUGCACAUUGCCAUUUAACAACAGUGUGGACUUCAUUCUGCAAAACUUUGGCAGUUUCUCUCCACUGGCACUGCUUCAAGAUUUUUCCAGUUUGAGCCGCAAUUUUUCAGCUGUGGAUGCUCUUCCUGUUCUCACACUGGCGCAACUGGGUGAACUGGUGUUCAGUCCUCCUGCUAGACCAGAAGACAGAGGAAACAUCCUCACAAGAGUCUUUGACUUCCUUCUUCAAUCCUCCAACAGAGACAAACUAAAUGGCUUCAUCCCUUCUCUUCAGACACAGGCCAGAAAGGCAAAUUUCAGUUGUGAAAACUACAGAGUCAUCUUUGACAGGAUGGAUCAGGCAUUAUCACCACUCGCUCCAAACCAGACUGAAGCGCUGCUGAUGAUCAGAGACUCAGUGAUGAUGAUUCCUCCUGAUGAGUGCAUUGAGAGAACAGCCCAAUGCACAACAAUUCCUGUAAAUGAGUCUGUCCUCUGUGCAAAUGUCAGCAGCUCUGCUUUGGAUCAGUUCUUGAACGGAACAGCUCCAAAUACAACAGGAGUUUGUGACUUUACUGUGUUGCAGUUCGCCUGUCUACCAACGCUGUCACAGUUAAACUCUCAACAAGUGGCUGACCUGUUGGCUUGUAAACUGUCCAGCAAUGUGACAAAAGAGACGUGGAAGCUUUUCUUCACCAAAAUCAGCACAAACCUUGAUGAUGCACUUGUGAAAUUUUCCAACAAGACUCUCAGUGCAAGCAGUGUGGCUCUAUCCGAUGUGCUGGAUGUGAUUGCUGACACCCGCAUUAGUCGAUUUAGUCCCCAGAGACUGAGAGAUCCCGUCUUCAUUCAGUCAUGGUUCCAGGGGCGACUAAAAGCCUUCCUACCAUCAGUAUCUCAAAGACUCCUGUCCUGCUUCAGCACCAGAAACUUCACCUGUGAAAGUUACCGCACUAUUUAUGUGGAGCUAAAUAGUAAAUUUGGACUGAUGGACAGUGCGACACAGAGAUUUGUCCUAAAUGAAUUCAUUCGUCCAUUCCUGUCAAGACAAUACAACACAGGUGUCCAGUGCACAUUGCCAUUUAACAACAGUGUGGACUUCAUUCUGCAAAACUUUGGCAGUUUCUCUCCACUGGCACUGCUUCAAGAUUUUUCCAGUUUGAGCCGCAAUUUUUCAGCUGUGGAUGCUCUUCCUGUUCUCACACUGGCGCAACUGGGUGAACUGGUGUUCAGUCCUCCUGCUAGACCAGAAGACAGAGGAAACAUCCUCACAAGAGUCUUUGACUUCCUUCUUCAAUCCUCCAACAGAGACAAACUAAAGGGCUUCAUCCCUUCUCUUCAGACACAGGCCAGAAAGGCAAAUUUCAGUUGUGAAAACUACAGAGUCAUCUUUGACAGGAUGGAUCAGGCAUUAUCACCACUCGCUCCAAACCAGACUGAAGCGCUGCUGAUGAUCAGAGACUCAGUGAUGAUGAUUCCUCCUGAUGAGUGCAUCGAGAGAACAGCCCAAUGCACAACAAUUCCUGUAAAUGAGUCUGUCCUCUGUGCAAAUGUCAGCAGCUCUGCUUUGGAUCAGUUCUUGAGCGGAACAGCUCCAAAUACAACAGGAGUUUGUAACUUCACUGUGUUGCAGUUCGCCUGUCUACCAACGCUGUCACAGUUAAACUCUCAACAAGUGGCUGACCUGUUGGCUUGUAAACUGUCCAGCAAUGUGACAAAAAGGACGUGGAAGCUUUUCUUCACCAAAAUCAGCACAAACCUUGAUGAUGCACUUGUGAAAUUUUCCAACAAGACUCUCAGUGAAAGCAGUAUGGCUCUAUCCGAUGUGCUGGAUGUGAUUGCUGACACCCGCAUUAGUCGAUUUAGUCCCCAGAGACUGAGAGACCCUGUCUUCAUUCAGUCAUGGUUCCAGGGGCGACUAAAACACUUCCUACCAUCAGUAUCCCAAAGGCUCCUGUCCUGCCUCAGCACCAAAAACCUCACCUGUGAAGCUUACCGCGCGAUCACUACAACUUUUGUGAAUGCACCUCUACGUGAUGGACAAGACAUUUGCAGUCUCAAUGUCACUGAAAAACAGCAGCAGGUCUACACAGACUUUAUGAAAGCCUUCCUCUCUCGCAAGGACAUUGAUGAUCCCGGGUGCCUUAAAGACACAUCCGACAGUGCGCAGUGGGUCACCAAAAACUUUGGGCCGUUCGUUCAGUCAGCUCCCCUAACUGACCUUGUGACACUAAACAAAAACUUCACAGCGGUGGAUGUUCUACCUCAGUUGGGUCUAAAACAACUAGCUGAGUUCUCUCGCACUCCUGGUGCACUAACUACUCUUCAAAACGUCACCAAUGUCAUGCAGUAUGUUAAGGAUUGCCAGCUUCCUGCUUUCUUUGACCUAUUUUCUGAGAAAGUGCAGGAAAUCCUGCCCACACUAGAAGUAAAAACAGCUCUGAUUAAAAAUGUAUUUGACAGACCCAUCUUGUCUAAUCUAAGCAUCACUAAUCAGGAAGUUGUAGUCUGGCUCCAAAAGAGACUAAAUCCUCUGUUAGCCAACUUUUCAGAAAGUCUGGUGUCACCAUUUUUCACCAUCCUUAACACAAGGGACUGCAAUAUCACUCAAACAGCACUGGUGCUCUUAGACGCAGUUCGGCCUUCAUUACCCAUAAUCACCACAAAUGCAAUCUACAAUAACAUUCUCAACUCCUUCAAAGGGCCACAGCCACUGAGGUGCUACAUAAGCAACAGCUUUAUCAAGUUCUUAAAUGAAAGCCUGUAUGGCUUUGGGCCACUUCCGGAUCUGGCCACCUUCCUCACUCUGAUACCACCAACUCGAAAAUCUGAGCUUAUAAACUCUAUAGCUCCUUCUGAGCUGGGAAGCUACUUGAGACAGCCGAAAGUGGUGAACAACGAUUCACAAACCUGUGCCGUUUUUAACAGCUUUACCAAAACCCCUGAGUUCUUGGAAACCGAAGAGGUUCCAGAUAAUGUUAAAAGCACCAUCCUUCCCUGUGUCUGGCCUCUGGCGUUGACAAGUGACAAUGAGACAGAGGCUGAUUUGUGGUUUAACCGUAGGCUGAAGCUUUACUUGAAGUUCCUGAAUAAAGAUCUAAUGGGGUCAAAUGACACACUGAACGCAUCUUGCCAAUCAUACAAGACUAUGGUCGGUGUUUUGGGCAGCAGUUUCAACUUUACUGGCUCUCAGAUUACCAAGGGCGAUGUGUACGCCACCAUCAAGACAUAUCUGAAAACAGAUGCUGAAGCAAAAUGCUACAGCUCCACUGACGCAAAAUUAAGUUCAACUGCGUGGUUUGUCAACUACAUUGGCGUAUUUAUAACUUCAUUGACUCUGGACGAUCUCUACUCUUUCGGCCCUGAUAAGACGAUGAAAAUCUUCGCUGUCAACUCUGAGAACAUAAAGCUGUUCAAUCAAAAGGAACUUCCGAAGAAAGUCAUCAGCCGCUACACUGAACUCAUCUUUCUGCAAAACUCCAGCUUUAAUCUUUUUGAAUUGCCUUCGGUUUUGCAGUGUGAUGCCCCAGUAUCAGCCUUCACUACACUAAGUGAAAGUCAAGCUAAUACUAUUCUUGGAAACUUCAAGACAUCUUGCUCAGAUGUGGAUCCUGCGAUAUCUACUGCCCUUACGGGACACAUCAAGACCAUAGAUGCUAGUACUAUUACCACCUUGGGAAGCCAAAUUGUUGGCCUAACAACUACACAAAUAAACUCGGCACCUCCAGGGGUUUUGGUCAACAGUGUCUCAACACUGGGCAAUAUGUCUGGAUGGUCACUCGGACAAGCCAAGGCAAUCGUAGAAGUGCUUCUCAGUGAAAAUUUUAAGAUCGAAACUUCCAGCACGUUGCUGACUCUUGGAUCCCUGAUUGGAGGGAUCCCUUCAACAGUACUGACAAUCAUUCAGCCAGCACAAAUUCUUGAAACAUCUAAAAACACAGAAUUUGUAAAAAACAUAGUGGCUGCUCCAGAGAUUGUUCAGAAGACCGUUGUGAACCAGAUAAUCAAAGUGGGAUCGACACCAUCUGUUUUAAUGACAAACGUUCCCAGUGACUUGGCCAGUCAAAUUCCAAGACAGUUCCUGGAUCUUACCACCACUGUAGAUGUAACAGUUCUGCAAGAGUUUAACAAAAAAAAGUGGAAACCUGAACAGGCAGUUCUUUUCUUCGAUUCUGUGGCAGAGGCUUUUACUGAACCUGAUAACGUGUCAGUGGAAGUUUUGCAAGGAUUUACAUGCUCACGAGUGCAGACAUUCACCCAAACCAAAAUCAAAGGCCUGAUCAAAGCCUGCCGACCAAGAUCAGGCAGAAAUAGGGUGGUACUGAGCGAGACUCAGCUGACAUGCAUGUACAGCUUUAUCAGAAAGGAACCAGUUGUUGAUUUUGAGAACUAUCCUUCAGAUGUAUUGCUGUACUUCGAUUACGGUACAAUCAACAAAACCCUCUGCAAGGCAUAUUUCACACAAGUCGGAGCAGCAGAUCUCUCAAUCUUUUCAAGCACACUAAACGGAAGAAAGGAGAUUUUGUUAAGCAAUGCUAUAGAUUGCUUGGGCAUUAAUAGAACAAGCAUCAAGAAACAGGAUCUGACAGUGCUGGGCAACUUGGUAUGUGCUGUGAGCAGUGACGUCAUCAGAAACUCAGACCCAGAAAUACUUGAGAACCUGAAGAACUGCAAAGAUCUCUCAGAUUCACAAAUAUCAGCCAUGCAGGAACUUCUCAUGAAGGGAACUUCAGUAUAUGGACCAACAAGCAAGUGGAAUCAGAAAACACUUGAUGAUCUGGGAAUUCUGCCUUUGUACUUCUCACGAAGCUUUUGGGCAUCAUUCUACGAGAAUGAUUUAGCCAGGUUCAUGAAAACCUUUUUGAAAUUUGUGCGUGGACGAAACACACCAAAGUUACAAAUGAAAAAGCUGUUCCAAGCAAUCAUUGUAACCUCAACUAGAACCAAGAGGGCAGCGAGUGACUGUAUCAAGGGCAACAUCACUAGUGUUAUCAUCAACGAUGACUCCUUCCCCUUUGGAUAUACUGAGGCGCAGUUUGGCCACUGUCUGAGUUCAACCGUAGUGAAGGAAAACCUCGCUAGCCUGUGUGAAAAAAUUGAUGAUAGUGCCUUUCAGAGAAUAAUUUUGGACAAACUUAAAGAGGUGCAGCCAAAUGGCCUUUCAGAAGAUCAGGUCCAGGUGCUGAAGUCUGUGUCCAGGAACGCGACAGUGGAUGAAAUAAGUAAAUGGAACAUCACUAAAUCUGACACACUGGCAGCGUUAAUGAACGCCAAUGAUGGCGACUGGUCCUCUGCGCAGAGCGAACUAAUCAUUACCAAAUACCUAAGUGCCAAAAACAAUCUGACCGCCACUGAGAUCAAUCUAGUGAAAGGACCAAAUCUCUGCUCUCUGAAUGCCAGCGUAUUGUCAACAAUAUUGCCUGAAGAUCUACGGGGAUCUGAUGCCUUGAAUGUGGUGAAAUGUUCCUCUGAGAAAAAGAAGGCACUCUUCACCAUCGCCAACAAAGCAUUUCCCAUAUCCUCCACAAGGAGUUCACGUAGCAUCCUGUCAGCCUACCAGCUCAUUGAAAGCUAUCUUGGAGGUGCAGAUCUAGGCUACAUUAGGAAUCUGUCAUCAUAUAAUGUCAGCAUGAGCCUGUCCACUUUCAUAACUCUGGAUACAAGCGUGAUCUCGAGCCUCACCAUAGCAGAGGUAGUGGGUCUUCUUGGUAUCAAUUUGCGGGAUCUAAAAACAUAUGAAAACGAUACAGUCGUGCGGAGCUGGAUCUCCCUGCAGUUACAGUCAGAGCUGGAUAAACUCAAUCUCACUCUGACUGGAGGAAAAGCAACAGCAGACACAACCACUGCGUCUGUUACAUCUACUGUGACUGUGACUGCGACUGCGACUGCGACUGCAACUGCGACUGCAACUGCGACUGCGACUGCGACUGCGACUGCGACUGCAACUGCUACCACGUACAACAACACUUCAGGCGCUCGAGGAAUUGGACCCAAUUGGUGCACAGUUUCCUUCAGCAUUCUUGUGCUCAUUUUUACCAUCAUCAAAGUUGAGAUUAUAUAGCAGCACUGACCCCAAAUCAGCCACACUGUAAUCUUACCAAGAUGGUAUAUCUGUGAGACUCUGCAGUUGAAGGAAUAUAAAUAUAUAGAAUAUUACUUUCUGCUUAAUCAGUUAAUAAUCACGUAUUUUCUUUGGCAUUCUGUUGUUCAUCCUAUUCAUCCUAUUUUUAUAUAGUUAUCCUAUUCAUUAUAUAUUUUAUAUAGUAUACAAGACAUUAUAAUUGACAUAAAAAGAAUUUUGCACUACUAGUCAAAGCAAAGAUGAUGUAGCAUUUUGAUAGAAAUACUUGUACAACUAUCUCUAGGUGUUUCAAACGUUUAGAAUUGCUAUAUGAAUUCCUUGUACCCUUUUUGCCCAUGACCAAAAAAUGUUAAAUGUUCUAUGACUGGUACCUGUUUAUUUGUGACAGUGAUCAUAGCUAAUAAAUGUAGUCAUUCAGAAAUUAAUAAAAGGUACUCAAUG